Messenger RNA from Gavialis gangeticus (Gharial), 3103 nucleotides. RefSeq names its product multidrug and toxin extrusion protein 1-like. NCBI's taxonomy places the organism in Eukaryota, Metazoa, Chordata, Crocodylia, Gavialidae. The transcript is spliced from 18 exons. Gene Ontology annotation, biological process: xenobiotic detoxification by transmembrane export across the plasma membrane. The record is from RefSeq and is a predicted model, not a curated record. Gene Ontology annotation, molecular function: antiporter activity; xenobiotic transmembrane transporter activity. Bases 1 to 2067 code for a protein of 688 amino acids. Gene Ontology annotation, cellular component: membrane.
AUGGCGGCACAGCCAUGCGCGCAGCACCCAACACGCCACUUCCAGGCAUGCAUCCGCAGGAAUCCUCCCGGCCCCAGCAACCUGCCUCAUGCCACCCAACACGCAACCAAGACCCCUCGCCCCAGCUUCCUGCCAUUCCUCCAGAGCCUCGUAAUCAACGAUCGCCCCCGCGGCUUGUGCCAGGACGAGGGAGGCGGUGGACCGGGCACAGCCAUCCAGCCAUGCAGCACCUCACACCGCUGCGGUUACAUAUUGUUUGCCCUCCUAGGUCGAGCGGAUCACGCAGGCUUAACCAAGUGCCAAGGUGAAAAGCAGGGUCACUCGCUGCCCAGGCAGAGAGGCAGCAUGAAGCCCGCAGUCCCUGCCGGCGAGGACCCUCUCAGAGAUGCUGCGAGCGUCACCCUGCCCAUUUCGGCUCCUGGCACCUACAGGAAAGGCUGUCCCUGGAUUCCCAGCAACUUCUGGGAGGAGGCGAAGAGGCUGCUGGCACUGGCAGGGCCACUGACCCUGAUCCAGCUGCUGGUCUUUAUGAUCCAUAUUGUGAGCUCUAUAUUCUGCGGCCAUCUGGGCAAGGUUGAGCUGGCUGCCGUCACACUUGCAAUCGCUGUUAUAAAUGUUCUCGGCAUCUCCGUGGGGUACGGCUUAACAGCUGCAUGCGACACAUUAAUGUCACAGACGUACGGCGGCAAGAACAUGAAGCGGGUGGGCGUCAUCCUGCAGCGCGGCACCCUCAUCGUGCUGCUUUGCUGCUUCCCCUGCUGGGCUGUCUUCAUCAACACCGAGCAGAUCCUGCUGCUGGUCCGGCAGGACCCGGAGGUCUCCAGGUUAACGCAGGUUUACGUGAUGGUUUUCGUCCCGGCUCUUCCCGUGGCUUUUCUGUACCAGCUGGAGACACGAUAUCUGCAGAAUCAGAGGAUCAUUUGGCCCGAGGUGCUCAGCGGCAUCGUUGGAAACAUCAUAAACGUGCUUGCAAACUACGUCUUCCUCUACACGAUGGACCUCGGAGUCACGGGCUCUGCCUUGGCGAACACCAUCGCUCAGUACACACAAGCCAUCUUCCUGUUCCUGUACAUCGUCGGGAAGAAGCUCCAUGUGGAGACCUGGGGAGGCUGGUCCAGCGAGUGCCUGCAGGAGUGGGAUACCUUCAGCUCGCUGGCCGUGCCCAGCAUGCUCAUGUUAUGCAUCGAGUGGUGGACCUAUGAAAUCGGGAGCUUCCUGGUCGGCCUGCUGAGCGUCGUGGAGCUUUCUGCCCAGUCCAUCGUUUACGAGGUGUCCACAGUCGCUUACAUGGUUCCCUUUGGACUGAGCACGGCUGUCAGCGUUCAGGUGGGGAACGCGCUGGGUGCUGGGAACGUAGAGGAGGCCAAGACAGCGUCCGUUGUCAGCCUGCUGUGCACAGGGGUCUUUUGUGUGGCGAUGGGUGUCGUCCUGGCAGCCUCGAAAGACAUGUUGGGAUAUAUAUUUACCAGUGACAAAGAGAUCAUCGAGCUGGUGGCGUGGGUUAUGCCGGUGUACAUUGCCUUCCACCUGUUCGAAGCAGCUUGUUGCACCGCCAGCGGCGUGCUCCGGGGCUCGGGCAGGCAGAAGUUCGGGGCCAUCCUGAACGCCAUCGGCUACUAUGUCGUGGGCCUCCCAGUGGCGAUCCUGCUGCUCUUUGUGGCCCGGAUCGGGAUCAUAGGCCUCUGGCUCGGCAUGCUGAUCUGCGCCUUCAUCCCCUGCAGCUGCUCCAUCGCCUACAUUGCACGGAUGGACUGGAGGAAGGCCUCCGAGGAGGCUCAACGGCGGGCAGGCGUGAGCCAGCAGAUGGCUGAGGACUUGAACACGGCUCCUAUCCCUUCCAAGCAGGCUCCCCUCCCAGGGGAGGCUGGGGCCCACAGCAGCGUCGUCCUGCUUGGCUUCACUAAGCUCGAAGGGCCGAGGCUCCAGGAAGCUGUUCCCGCGUGCCCGCCCGUGGCCGAGGCUCUGUCUGCGAAACAGCUCGUCCUCUGGCGCGGGCUGGCAGUCGCUGCCGCCAUCGCCGUCCUCGCGCUCGGGGUGGCUGUAAGGGUCACGACUGCUCCCCACUGAGCAGGCUGGGCCAGAGACGGGGACUGGCGCCGAGAGCACAGGGAGAUCCCUCCUGACUCGCAGCUGGGAGCGCACGGUGCCCAGGACUUGUCCAAGCAAAGGGGGAAGUCUCUGUUUAGCUGAAGAUGGCAUCUGACCUGAGCUAGGAGCUGCUGUCCAGGGGACCGUCUGCCUGGUAUGAAUGGGGAUCUGGUCCAACCGCUGGCAACACCUGAGUGCACACAGCCAGGGCUGGCGAACCCUGUCACCGCCCGGACUUUGUGGCACAGUGACAACCCGUUGUUUAGCCAUGAAUAAACCCAGCCACCAAGCUCCUGCCUGCCUGCAGCUCCUUCGGUUUGCAGUUCACUUUAGGGCCUGGCCUGGGUCUUGGCCCCUCCAGCUUAGACCCCAGCUUGGAGGGCUGCUCCGCAGCAGGGAGUCAGCGCAGGCCACUGCCUCGGCUUCCGCUCGUGCAGAGGCAGACAGGGAUGUGCAGAUCUGAGCCUCAGUGUUUCAGAUGUAGCGUUUCCUCGACUGGCUCGCUCCCUGCCAGGCACCGAGGGGGCUAAAGAAAUGAAUUCAACUUAAGCCCUGGGGGGCAGGGAGGUAUUCAUAAAACUUGCUCUGUUGUAUGGGAGGGCUUAAAUAGGGAAAGAUCCUGCCCCGGGCAGGGGGCUGAACUAAGGGACCUUCCAAGGUCCCUUCCAGCCCCAUUUCUCUAUGAUUCUUAACGCUGCUUGGGGAUCGGAGUGGAUACGCCUCACUCCUGUUUUACAGGCGGGCGACCAGCAGCGCAGGCGUGAAGCAGCUCGCCUGAGCAAGGCAGCGGCAGUCGGGCCUCUGGCUCUCUGCCAUCUCCUCUGUUGCGCCAAUAAAACACGUUCAUUCUUGUCACUUAGAUUUUGCAAACACUAAAUAAACAAUUUUUAAUACCUGGCUUGGCAGGCAGGUUUCACUGAACGCAACUCAUCUCGGGAGAUGAGGCCAAUGGCUUUCUAGAAUCGCUUCUUUCAUAGUAACACAUCAGGUCUCCUGUUGCUUUUUAGUAAGGAAA